Coregonus clupeaformis (lake whitefish) is the source of this 2017-nucleotide messenger RNA. Its product is annotated as gastrula zinc finger protein XlCGF52.1-like. Gene Ontology annotation, molecular function: RNA polymerase II cis-regulatory region sequence-specific DNA binding; DNA-binding transcription factor activity, RNA polymerase II-specific. The annotation marks the transcript as partial. The transcript has a single exon. NCBI's taxonomy places the organism in Eukaryota, Metazoa, Chordata, Actinopteri, Salmoniformes, Salmonidae. The record is from RefSeq and is a predicted model, not a curated record. Gene Ontology annotation, biological process: regulation of DNA-templated transcription.
UCUCUGUUUAACUGGAUACUCUGUUUGUCUUUGGCAGGAGAGAGACCAGACUCUCACUCUGACAGCGGGAAGAGUCCUACAGGGGAACCAGACCCAGAGACGCCCAAACCAGCGAGACAACACCACUGCUUCCAAUGUGAAAAGAGAUUUUCCCGAUCAGGGGACCUCAAAGCUCAUGAGAGGACACACACAGGAGAAAAGCCUUUCCAAUGUUCCCAGUGUGGAAAGAGUUUUACCAUGUUAAAUAACCUGAAAAGGCAUGAGAGAAUACACACAGGAGAAAAGCCAUUCCAAUGUUCCCAUUGUGGAAAGAGUUUUACUCAGAUAGGGCACCUAAAAGAGCAUGAGCGAAAACACACAAGAGAAAAGCCUUACCACUGCUCCCAGUGUAAAAAGAGAUUUUCCCGAUCAGGGGACCUAAAAGCUCAUGAGAGGACACACACAGGAGAAGAGCCUUUCCAAUGUUCCCAGUGUGGAAAGAUUUUUACCCUGUUAGCUAACCUGAAAAGGCAUGAGAGAAUACACACAGGAGAAAAACCUUACCACUGCUUCCAAUGUGAAAAGCGAUUUUCCCGAUCAGGUGACCUAAAAGCUCAUGAGUGGACACACACAGGAGAAGAGCCUUUCCAAUGCUCCCAGUGUAAAAAGCGUUUUACCGUGUUAGCUAACCUGAAAAGGCAUGAGAGAAUACACACAGGAGAAAAGCCUUAUCAAUGUUCCCAAUGUGGAAUGAGUUUUAUUCAGUUAGGGAGCCUGAAGGAGCAUGAGUGGACACACACAGGAGAAAAGCCUUUCCAAUGUUCCCAGUGUGGAAAGAGUUUUAUCGUGUUAACUAACCUGAAAAGGCAUGAGCGAAUACACACAGGAGAAAAGCCAUUCCAAUGUUCCCAUUGUGGAAACGGUUUUACUCAGAGAGGGCACCUAAAAGAGCAUGAGAGAAUACACACAGGAGAAAAGCCUUACCACUGCUCCCAGUGUAAAAAGAGAUUUUCCCGAGUAGGGGACCUAAAAGCUCAUGAGAGGACACACACAGGAGAAAAGCCUUUCCAAUGUUCCCAGUGUGGAAAGAGUUUUACCGUGUUAGCUACCCUGAAAAGGCAUGAGAGAAUACACACAGGAGAAAAGCCAUUCCAAUGUUUCCAGUGUGGAAAGAGUUUUACCUGGUUAAGGAGCCUGAAGGAGCAUAAGAGAACACACACGAAAAAAGCCCCACCACUGCUCUCUCUCUGUGUGGAAGGACAAUUUCCCAGUCAGAGAACCUGAAAUCACAUGAGAGAAUAGAGAGGCUGUGUUCUGACUUAUGUUUUUAAUUGACAAUUUGUGUUUUUGUUUAUGCCACAUGAAAUCAUUUUGUUUAUAUGAAUUUUUAUUCAAAAAUAGGCAUAUUUUAGUUUUUUCACCUCGAGGCCUGAUCAUAUUUAAAAUCAGAUUAAAUACUAUAAAAUGUGUGUUUUGUUUUGGUUAUGAACUUUAAUGCAUUGGUUACAGUUAUAAACCCUCAGUUGUUCAUUAUAUUAUUUGGAUAUUGCUAAAUGUAAAUUAUUAUAUAGAUGAAUGGAACUUUGCAUUUCUUGAUUCUAACCUUGAAACCUAUAGACUUUGAUUUGAUAUAUAAGAUUAGGCUUUUGCUAAAUGAAUUUGAUUGAAAUUGAUUGGAUAUAUGAUUUGGAUAUUGCAAAAUGAAUUUGAUUACAUGAUUUGGAUAUUGCAAAAUGUAAAUGAUGAACUAGAUUCAUAGCAUGUGCAUUUCUUGAUUCUAACAUUGAAACCUUUUGAAUUGACUUGUUGUGUUUCAUUGAGUUAAUUUGUGUUUAUAGUCAUCAAGCUAAAGGUGUAUGAAAAUGUGUUGUUCUGAUAACAUUGAUAAGUUGUUGACAUGAAAAACAUUCACUACCUCAUGACUGUUCCCAUCAGUAUUAUUCCACCAUGUCAGAGAGAACUGGUGCUGAUUGUAAAAAGGAUUUUAUUAAUGCAGCGUAAUUUUAUCUGAAUAGAAAUAAAAUCACAUGAGAGAAUA